AUCAUCGAAUUGUAGGCAAUUAGGCGAAGCAAGGUCCAAUGUAGUGUUGCGUAGGUGACAGUGACUGGCAAUGUUGGUUGUUGGGUUGGGAUCCCAACAACGUUAUACUGAAGAGAAGAGUGAGGAACAGACAUCACAUGACAGAGGAAUUAUGGGAGCAAGGAGAAGAAGGUCGAUCUUGGCCACUCUCGCUUUUCUAAUGUUAAUGGGCAUCGCCCUCUAUUUCAGACUCUGGGCUAUUCACUACAACCUUUCUUCCGACGACACCCAACUCUUAAGGCUACAGUUUGAUAUUGCCAACAGAGAGGCAAUGGAUGAGUCUGCAGAGUGGAGGCUGAGGUAUGAUGAGGAGGUAGAUAGGACAAAUAAGUGUUUACAGCAGCUUCAACUGUUUCGGGAGUCCUCUCAGAAGGGGGAAGAUGCUUCUGGUAUUAACCAUGAAUUGACAAUACUGCAAAAGGAGAAUGCAGUCUUACUUGAAAGGUUGGAAACACUGAAAAGAGAGCUUGAAGAGGAAAGGUUGAAGUGCAGUUCACGAUACAUGAACUAAUCAUGAAAGCAUUGACGUGAAUUCUAUUUUUGUCUUUUUGUCCAUAAGUUGUUUAUUCUUGAGGACAACUGUUUUAAAGAUAUUUGCACCAUACAACAACUAGUAUUCAACCAUGGAAGAAUCUUGGCAUUAUGAUCUAUGGUCUCAACUUUUCACCGUAGAGAUACAGGCCAUCCUGGGAAUAUGAAAACACAUAGUCACACUAAGCAUUUCUCCUUUUCCCCCUUUGGACGGGGGUUAAA
This is a messenger RNA of Glycine soja, 792 nucleotides long. RefSeq lists its product as uncharacterized. Bases 71 to 550 code for a protein of 159 amino acids. The record is from RefSeq and is a predicted model, not a curated record. The transcript has 4 exons. Lineage: Eukaryota; Viridiplantae; Streptophyta; Magnoliopsida; Fabales; Fabaceae.